GUGUGCGCAGGCCUGCGGCGCUGGGCGGGCCCGGGCCCUCCCACGCUGACCCCGCGGUGCUCCCCCCCGCGCCCGCCCUUAUAUCCGCCCCUCGCCGCCCUUCCCGCGGCGGAGGCGCGGGCUUCUGGGCGCUUGGCGGCUUCUGCGGGUCGGCGGCGUGAGGGCCUCCCUGCGGCGUGUUGUCCGCGCCGCCGGCCCCUUGCGCGCCCGCCCUCCCUGCCGGCUGUCGUGGGGGGUCUGCGCCCGGGCCGAGCUCCCGCUCGCGUUGCCCCGCCGGCCGGGGAGCCCCGCACCGCUUCGACGGCGGCUUCGCCGGACCCGCGGGCCGGGUCGCAGCCCGCGCCGCAAGCGCACGGCGUCAUGAGGCACCUGCCGUACUUCUGCCGCGGCCAGGUGGUGCGGGGCUUCGGCCGCGGCUCCAAGCAGCUGGGCAUCCCCACAGCUAAUUUUCCAGAACAAGUAGUUGAUAAUCUUCCAGCUGAUGUAUCCACUGGCAUUUAUUAUGGUUGGGCCAGUGUUGGAAGUGGAGAUGUUCAUAAGAUGGUGGUGAGCAUAGGAUGGAACCCAUACUACAAGAAUACAAAAAAGUCUAUGGAAACCCAUAUCAUACAUACGUUCAAAGAAGACUUUUAUGGGGAAAUCCUCAAUGUAGCCAUUGUUGGCUACCUCAGACCAGAAAAGAACUUUGAUUCUUUAGAGUCCCUUAUUUCAGCAAUUCAAGGUGAUAUUGAGGAAGCUAAGAAACGACUAGAUUUGCCAGAACAUUUGAAAUUCAAAGAAGACAAUUUCUUCCAGGUUCCCAAAAACAAAAUAUUGAACGGCCACUGAUAAAGACAGAUCAUUCUUAUUUAUUCAUUCACUGUUUUCUAGUAUUUUACUGCUCAUAACUCCUCAGUUAAAUUUUGAAAAUCAAACAUUUUCCUACAGCUGCAAAUUAGUUUAAACAGUAUAAUAUCUAUCACAUUAUACUUCAACCAUUCAAAUUAAACUCAUCAUGCUAUAUAGUACUAAGUGAUUCAUUUUAAAAAUCAAGAUUCUUUUUUAUGUAAUAUGUUGAUUAGGAUGUACCACUAGAAAGGUCUUAAGUGUCUUAUAAUGGAAAUGAAAUGUAUAUAAGUAUGGGUAAAAAGGUAGUUCACUAGAUUUGAGAUGAGAACUAAUAAUUCUCAUGGUACAUCGUAGCAUGUAUGUACUUGUAUAGUGUGUCAUGCUGAAUGGAGGAGGCAUAUAAAAGUAAAUAUAUUCAACGAAGUUUUGAGAGUUGAUUAUAAACCUAAGGGGGAAAAUCUAGACUUUAUAUUUUUGAUAUUUUGUGCAUUAGUAUAUUAUCACAAAAGUAGAUGUGUGAAGUUUUUCGUAUGAAAUUUCAUAGUUUGUCAUUUUCUUUGAAGUCAAAUCAUUGCACUGUGUUUUUUCUUUUUCUUUUUCUUUUUUUUUUACAGGUGUCUCAGUUCUAAUUGGUCUAGACUCCUUUGUCAUUUUUUGUUUACCUCCUGAAGUAGUGAAAUGAGUGUUUUUCUAAUUUCUAGGUCUCAUUUUUGUAUUGGAUAACACUUCUCUUUUUAAGAGUAGAUGUUCAACAUUACUCUUGACUUUGGUUCUUUUUUCCUUGAAACCGUUGUCCAUGUCAGCUUUUUUUCUUUCUCAUUUACAAUUGUUCACUUAGACAAAAGAUUGCAUCUAUAUCUAUCAUUCCAUCCCUUCACUAUAUAAAGUGAUUAAGUGCAUAUCCAUAUUGCAUUUUAGGAAAAAUAUCACCAAAACUUCAUCUUUAGGUUUCCUCAAGUUGAACACACAGCAGUUCAUGUGUAUAUACCAGCUUCUUAACAUGAAACAUUUGUUUUCCCUCUAGGGAGCCCAUUUAAGAGCCAAUUAAAUUAUGAAAGUUAUUUAUUUUUAAUGUAAUUAUAUAUUCCUGAGCAAGUGUAAACUGUUGUAGCUGUGUACGCACAAUGUAAUUUAAUGCUAAACAGUGCUUAUAGCUUGGGGGAAAGGCAUAAGUAAUAAAGUUUUAGUUAAAUAAUCCUCAUACUAUGCAUUUUUUUUUCCUCCUAAGAAGUAAUUUUUGGCUACUUGAGACUCUUAUUUAUAUUGGCGGAAAGUUGAAAUCUUUAGAUAUUUAAGAAAUUAAGAUUACAGAUUGUUUGAGCCCCCUGAAAGAAUAUAUUGCAUUAUUGUUCACUUAAGCACCAGAUUUGGUGUGGGGGAAAAGGAGCAGAAGUAUAGAGAAGGUAAUUUUAAAGGUAACUUAUUACAAAUCAUUUUCCCAAAUCUGCAUAUAUAAAGGAUUUUAACAAAAAUACAAAGUAUUUAGAAAAACACCUAAAACAUCUGGAGAAAGGGGAAGCAUGGAUAAAUUUAGUUGGAUUGUGUUUUACUUUUUGGUAUAUGAAUUUAUGGCAAACAAUGUAUGUGUCUUUCUUUUAUAAAACUUAGAAAAUGUAAUUUAAUGUUAGAGAUCCUAUACUUGAAAGAAGCCUCAAUUAUUAGUGGCUUUAUAAAGCAAAGAUAAAAACAGUCAAGGAAAGUGUAAAAACAGAUUUGUAUUUGUUUGCAUAGCCUGCUGCUAAUUAUGUCCUCAUUAAGUGUGUGAAGUCUUUGAUAUUGUCACCUUACAAUUUGAAAAUUGUAUAUUGUGAGGUUUAAGAGUUGGUUAAUAGUGUCUACACUUCUCAAAGUUUUAUAUUAAGUAUGUAAUAUAAGAAAUUAUAGUAGUACCAUUUUUGAUUAACCUGAUUUCAGGCCUUGAAAUAAAUCUUAUGUAAGUGA
Nyctereutes procyonoides (raccoon dog) is the source of this 2769-nucleotide messenger RNA. RefSeq names its product riboflavin kinase (gene RFK). The coding region runs from base 361 to 828 and encodes 155 amino acids. Gene Ontology annotation, molecular function: riboflavin kinase activity. The transcript has 4 exons. Lineage: Eukaryota; Metazoa; Chordata; Mammalia; Carnivora; Canidae. Gene Ontology annotation, biological process: riboflavin biosynthetic process; FMN biosynthetic process. Gene Ontology annotation, cellular component: mitochondrion. The record is from RefSeq and is a predicted model, not a curated record.